AUGUCGCAAUUGCACAGUGUUGUGACACAGACAACCAAACUGACUCUUCCGGCACGUGUAUCACUCGCGCGUCGCUUGCUCGAACAAUCGACCGCGAUCUAUCUGCCUCGGCUCUGCCUGGAGUUCUUGUGGUCGGUGCUGGUCGAUAUCGAAGUGCCAGCGAGGAAGCGUCAGACUGCAGCGUCCAUCAUGCAACCCAGUGAAUCCACGGAAUCCAGCGAUUCGCUUGGCUCGUUGACAAACAAGCUGAAGCUUUUUGUCGACAAUACUGUGGCGAUGGACGCGAUUCGUGACGCUCUGCUGGCGCUCAAGACACCGUCGUCACCCAGCUCUCCCAAGAGACCACAGCGCAAUAUUCUUGUUUUGGCAUUGUCUACUUGGGAAAAAUGGCACGAAGACGUUGUCUCAACCGUCGCAGCGAGUUCUGCGCGCGACCUGGUUAUCGAGCAAAUGACAUCACUCAACGACCCCAUUGACGAAGACGCCAGACCCACUGACGCCGCGUUCAAAAAUGCCUACACGCUUCUCCAAAAGCUCGACGACCGCCACUUUCCCCACAUGCCAAUGAUUGAAUCGAACGGACAGCGCGGUGUGAUGCUCGUCUGGGAAACGAUUUCUGCCACCAUUACAUUCGUUGAUCAAGGAGAAGUCGUUGUGUCGAUGCUCCGGAAGCCAAAACCGUGGCUCGCAGCCAUGAAUUCAACACCCGAAGUGUUCGGCAAGCUGGUUCGUGAGCUAUUCGAGCAAACAACAUGUGAUUGAAUUGUACAGGAAUAGAAUUGCCUAAUCUGCA
Messenger RNA from Capsaspora owczarzaki ATCC 30864, 793 nucleotides. RefSeq lists its product as hypothetical. Lineage: Eukaryota; Filasterea; Ministeriida; Capsasporidae. The record is from RefSeq and is a predicted model, not a curated record. The transcript has 2 exons. Bases 1 to 762 code for a protein of 253 amino acids.